This is a messenger RNA of Peronospora matthiolae, 549 nucleotides long. Lineage: Eukaryota; Oomycota; Peronosporomycetes; Peronosporales; Peronosporaceae. The record is from the annotation of a GenBank genome assembly.
AUGAGCCCAAAGCACGGGGCACUCAGGGGUGACACGCGCGACGGCGCGUAUGCGGAAGCAGCCCCUGCCACUGGUCACGAAAGGGUCAGUGAGCAUGAAGAUUAUGAAGAGAAGAGCAAGCAAGGUGUUGCCCAUGCGGUGGACAAUGCUGUCACCAGGAGCGGCGACGCGUCCGAACUCCUGGUGUCGAUGACAGGGAUAACCGGACGUCUGGAUAGGCUUGAGGAGUCACAGACAAGGUUGAUAAAAGCUGAGGAAGGGCGUGGAAGACAUAGGGACGCGCCUAUGACUCCGCCUAGAAUUCAUGUUUGUUUGUUUCGGCUUUGGGAAGUGGAACAAGAAUGCACAUGGACAACUUGGAAGGGUCCAAUGAUGCGCCGGUAUUUACUCCGAGGAGACCGGUUGAAGGGCAGAUGUCGUUUGGUGCUGGACAGCCCGAAUAUAAUGGACCCAGCCAGGACGUUCGCGGUCAAGUUGCACCAGGACUUGGAAUUCCUGAUAUGUUGCCCCAAGCUGGAGGACAUGGGUACAUGCAACAUCCCGACUUAA